Meloidogyne enterolobii is the source of this 1147-nucleotide messenger RNA. The record is from the annotation of a GenBank genome assembly. Lineage: Eukaryota; Metazoa; Nematoda; Chromadorea; Rhabditida; Meloidogynidae.
AAUGCUUCCUCAUGAAAUUCAACAAUUUAUGGGAAGUGGAGCAUUUGCUUCUUCAGAUCCGUUAUUCCACAGCGACACUAUUCAUCAUGUCGAGUUUGAUUUUUAUGGAAAAAGAGUUGUGACAGUUUCAAGUGACAAAUUGGUAUGUAUUUGGGACAAGGAAGUACAUGGAAAUUGGAAAAGAAGUGCUUCUUGGAAGAAGCACGGUGGUGCUGUUUGGAAAGCUCGUUUUGCUCACCCAGAAUUUGGACAAGUACUUGCAACAUGUUCAUUUGACAAUACUAUACAAAUAUUUGACAAAGAUGCCGUGGACGUAAUGGAUGCUCGCUCUUCAAUGAGUGCUUCCGAUUUUAGUAAUGGAUGGGUGUGUCGGACUGUGCUUCGGCAAAGCACAUCCAGCAUUACCGACAUUCAAUUUGCCCCUCAUUAUUUAGGUCUUCAAUUAGCUGCUUGCACUUCCUCAGGGAGAUUAGUAAUAUAUGAAGCGGAGGAUAUAAUGGCUUUGGACAAUUGGAAUGUUCUCGUCGACAACGAAAUUUGUCAACAUCGACUUUGUUCUCUCUCAUGGAGUAGAAGUCGCUUUGAUCCGCCCUAUAUUGCUCUAGCUUCAGAUGAUGCCGAUGCUCCCGCUGAAGAAAAAGUUUUUCUCUUUAGAGUUGUCAAUACUGGAAUUUUCCCUGCCCGUGUAAUUUCUUCCACCAGUUCAACUCCUGUUGAAAAACAACACCAAAAAUCCAAAGACUACAAAUUUUUAUUUGAAGAUCCAGUCAGUAUGCUUGCAUUUGGGCCUUCUUGUGGACUUGGAAUACACAAAUUAGCAAUUGCUGUCGGAACAAGAUUAUUAAUUUACCAAUUACAAUUAACAAUGACUGAAGACCACAAUCAGGAAGGAUCUACUGGAAGUGCUAGCGAAGCAGCAGAAAAUCAAUUAGGAGAGAAUACAGCAGAACAAACAACAAUCCAACAACAUUUUGUAAUUAAAUCUUUGGAUGUUUUGGAAGAAGGAAAUUCUCAAUUAGUUCGAUUUGCUUGGAAUAUUCUUGGUGACAUUUUAAGUGCUGUUUAUGCUGAUGGACUUGUACGGAUUUGGAGAUGUAUUUAUAUUUUAUUUAUAGCGCCCAGUAAACGCAUUUUUGAGUUUUUGUGA